Molecule: messenger RNA, 4584 nt
Organism: Phyllopteryx taeniolatus (common seadragon)
Lineage: Eukaryota; Metazoa; Chordata; Actinopteri; Syngnathiformes; Syngnathidae
Gene: sun1b
Product: Sad1 and UNC84 domain containing 1b
Exons: 23
Coding region: 4-3288 (1094 amino acids)
Biological process (GO): nuclear envelope organization
Cellular component (GO): nuclear envelope; meiotic nuclear membrane microtubule tethering complex
Molecular function (GO): protein-membrane adaptor activity
Source: RefSeq, a predicted model, not a curated record
CGAAUGAGCUCAUUCAUGUCCAAAUCUCGGCAUAAAUGUGCGCUGCGAAAUGACCCCCGCGAUUCUCACACAAGUAGUAGUUCCAGCCCGGGGUCGGCUCGACGACUAAGAGGAUCCGCUCGCCUGACGCUCGCUACUGGAGGGGACGCGACCGGUUGUUCGUUACAGUCAGCGGGGCAGUCGGCGGCACCAUGCAGGAACAGCUCCAGCUACUCGACAGCAGCGUUAGAGUUUGAGAAGGAGCACCAGAUUGCUCCGGUCUACGAGUCGCCCAGGAUGUCGCGGCGGAGCCUGCGUCUGCAAACGGUUGCCGGUCACCAUGGCAAUGACAGUUUUAUGGACUACACUCAGAACCAGAGCAGCUAUACGACCAGGAAAGAGUCACGGACCCUGCGGAGCAGAAAGCUGCAUUCCAGUUCCAAUACAAUGUCUUUGUCCCUGAGCCAAGCUGGCACACCCAGGAAAGACCUCAGCUUCUCCGCCGUCAGUACCCCGAUAAACAGCGGCACGAUGGCGGAGGAAAGCGACGCCGGCCUGCACACGACGGCGGCGGAGCAGGCGCACCUGAGACAGCGCACCGUCACUACGAGCACAACCACGACGACUGGCGACGGCAUCUGGGGCAGGACGUCCCACUCCGAACGCAGCUCGUCGAGCGUCAACGGCGACGUCAGCGCUACCAAAUCUCAGGUGGCGCUCGCCAACGGCUACAUCUGUAAAGACUGCUCCUUCCACUCUCAAACGAAUGACUCCCUCAUCACACACUCGUCACCAACGUCAUCGUCGUCGUCGCCCUCGUCACACGCCGCAGAGGUGUGCACGGAUGCACUCUCCUAUUCAUCGUCACCUUUUACAAGUAUAUACUCCCGAGACCGGAGUCGGAAAAGCAAGACGGGUGUCCUCACGUCAGUGUCUAACACGUGUGUGCGCCUCAGCAAAAAAGUCCUGGCUCCUUUUGUGUCCAUCUUGGCGACGCUCUACAGCAGCGUGCUCUGGCUGCACACGCGAACCAAGAGCAGCACGCAAGGACGAGCAGGUGUCUUGGCGUCAUGCACGGACUCCCUGAAACAAACGGCUUUGACUCAAGUGUGGCUACUCAAGCGCAGGAUGAUCGGCGACAGCUCUCAAGACUCUCAAGUACAAGCUCACUCGAGUUACUGUGGGAGCGUGAAUGUCAAAGAUCUGGUGACAGAAGAUUCAUCACAUCUCAAUCUCAAUGGUUCCCUAUGUGAUGACUGUAAAGGGAAGCAGUACUCUGAGACGCACGCCGCCCUGCUCACGCGGUCGUCCAGGUCUCGGCGCCUGGCGGGGGCGCUGUGGAGCCUUCUGGCUUACACAGGUUCCUGCGUCCUGCAGCCGGGCCACUGCGUGGUAAGAGGCGCUCAGUCUUUGGGCUCAAGCGCUGGGACGCUGACACGGAGGCUGCUCGCACUGCUGUGGGCGAUCCUAGCAGCUCCGGUGAAGGCAGGCCGAGGUCUCCUGUGGUUUCUUGCCAGUGGCUGGUACCACCUUGUGUCCCUCGUGUCUCUACUCAAUGUCUUCUUUCUGACACGAUGUCUUCCCAAACUCUGGAAGCUGCUCCUGCUUCUUCUGGCCCUACUCCUCCUCUUAGCAUUGUGGCUGUGGGGUCCGUCGUCCGCCGUCCUGCUCGGUUACCUCCCGGCCGUAAACCUCACCGAGUGGCGUGCUUCGUCUCCCAUCGCCUACCUGUCGAACUUGUUGCCGGCGUCUGCUCCACUUUCCGUACCUACUGCAGAGUCUCUCCUGGGUCAGACCUUCGCCCCUGUAUCGCCAACGCCGCCAAUUGUGGCCCCUGGCGUGGACUCCACGCGCCUUGAACGUCUGGAGCGCCAGCUCGCUCUGCUGUGGGAGCGAGUCCAGCAGAGUGACCAGAAGCAGGAGCAGCAUCGCACCAACAUAUUGGCUCUGUACAACACCCUGCGCGAGAAGCUCCACACCGAGACCGACAGGGAGACGCUCGAACUGUGGCUGUCGUCCGUGCUGGAGCAGAGGCUGGGCGUGCUGCGAGGAGAGCUGAAACAGGACAAUGCCCGCAGAGAGCAGAGCGAAGAGGAGCUGAAAGCGCUUCAAGGGAGUCAAACGACACGCUUAGCUGACUUGGAGUCGCUGCUCAACGCUUUGGCUGCCAAGACUAAGGAGGUGGAACAGAAGCAGCAACAAUAUGAACUUCACAAGAAGAAAAUGGAAGAAGUAGUUGUCGCUCCAGCAGUAGACGCACCUCUUCUUAGUGUGGGCGUGAAUCACGAGGAGCACGGCGCGUUGCUGGGUGAGGUGCAAAGACUUGAGUUGGACUUGGGAAAAAUCAGGCAGGAACUGCAGGGCGUCAUGGGAUGCAAGGGCAAAUGUGGGCAGCUGGACUCGCUGCAGGAGACGAUAACGACUCAGGUGUCCUCCCAGGUACGUAAGGAGUUGCAGGGGCUGUUCUUCAGCAGCGACGCUUCCGGUGAGGCUCAGGGCGAGGUGCCGGAGUCUCUGGUCCUCUGGCUGUCGCGGCGCUACAUGAGCACGUCUGACCUGCGGGGGGCGCUGGCCGCCCUGGAGCGCGGCAUCCUGAGCAACGUUUCCCGGCAGCUGGAGCUGAGCCGCGCUCGGACUCUCAGCGAGGCCGAGUCCAAGGCCGCGUCCAUUGUUGGCGCGGUGACCGGCUCGGUGCAGAGCGCUGCCUCUGCCGAGGGCCUGUCGGAAAAGCAAGUAAAAGUGAUUGUCCAGAAUGCGCUGAGGCUCUACUCUCAGGACAGGACCGGUCUAGUGGACUACGCCCUGGAGUCCGGAGGUGGUAGCAUCCUCAGCACUCGCUGCUCUGAGACACACGAGACCAAGACGGCCCUCAUGAGUCUGUUCGGCGUUCCUCUCUGGUACUUCUCCCAGUCCCCUCGAGUUGUCAUCCAGCCUGACAUGUACCCAGGCAACUGCUGGGCGUUCAAAGGCUCGCAGGGUUACCUCGUGAUCCGGCUUUCCAUGAGAAUCCGGCCCACGUCCUUCUGCUUGGAACACAUUCCCAAAGCUCUGUCCCCCACUGGAAACAUCACCAGCGCCCCACAGAACUUCACAGUCUUUGGUCUAGAUGACGAGUACCAAGAAGAAGGCGAGUUGCUUGGUCACUACACCUACCAGGAAGGCGGAGAAUCACUGCAAACCUUCCCUGUUAAGGAGCCGACGGAGAAGACCUUCCAGAUCAUGGAGGUGCGGGUGCUGUCCAACUGGGGGCAUCCUGACUACACCUGCUUGUAUCGCUUUCGAGUCCACGGAGAGCCUCGGCCUCAGUGAACCAACCAGCGCUCUACACCUACACCAUAGAAAUAUGGUAUGUAUCGAUACCGUGGACAUCUGUACAUACAGCAAAGGCGCGCUGAAGCACUUUGGGGAUGUUUAUAAUAAUGAGAGAAAAUACUAAAAGUUGUGGAUUGUCAAAAGAAAGCGGACCGACCGAAUGGUGGAGGUGUUUUUUUUUUUUUUUUUUGUCCACAUGGAGACUUUUUACGACAACAACUGAAGUCCAAAUCUUUUUAUUUUGAAAGACACCUCUUGCACUGAAUGAACGUAUGAGGGCACAAGACUCACGAAGCAAACUAAAAUGGAACUCGGGCGGGUUCACGCCCUUCCUCAUACUGCAUCCCGUUGUGAUUUGGGCUGUUGUUUUUUUUUUUUUUAAACUUCCUAUUUUGAUUUGGCUGGUCGUCACGCGUCGUCAUCCAUUUCAUUUGUUGAUGGGAAUGUUUUUUCUACUGUGCGAUGCACAUCACCCUUUAAGGACACCGCAACGCUACAAACCACUUGAGGAGGCCCUUCUGCUCUGUAUAUUAACCAGCGUAGACAACAUUUGUGUGUGGGUGAUUUUUUUUUUUUUUUUUUUUUUUUUUAUUUUUUUUUUUAUUUUUUUUUUUUUAUUAAUGUACCCUUUCAUGAGUGUUGGCUCUGAAAAUCAUGUGCCUGGAUCUCCAAUCGGCAAUCAAUUCAGAAUGGUUAGAAUACAUUAUGCUUGCAUGUCGUCGUCGUCGUCCCCCCCCCCCCCCCCUCUUUUUUUUUUUUUUAAAUUUAUUUUCUGUUCUGGUCUCCCUUCAGCUAAGUUCCCGCUUUCUUUCAUCCGAGACCUGGACCGAUUGUUAUCUGUAUAUUUUAUGUCCAUCAUAUAGUCUGUAUUUUUAUGAUAUCUGCUUUUAUCAGUGUUGUUUUUUAUCAAAACAACCCAUCUUUAUUAUUUUAAUCGCUGUUUGUUUUGGGGGUUGAUGAUUUUUUUGUAAGGAUGCACUGCAGAUUUGGUUGUUAGUGGCACAGGACUUGUUUGUUUAAUUGGGGGUGUGACUCAUCAUCUUGAUUGCAAAUAUAAGUGAAUGCCUGAAUUAUGUAUAAAAAUGUUUUUUUUCCCCACGUUCUUAUUUAUUAAUUGCGGUAAAUGAGUUUCUGCUAUGUAUAUUUUGCUGAAAUCUUUUCAGUGCAUUUUGGAAGCAUCUUGGUUUUUUUGUUUUUUUUUUUAAGAAAAAAAGAUAAAUGGCUAUUUUUGUUCUGUCCUAAGACAAGUGCUUUGGAAAAUAUUCCAAUAAAGAAUUUAAUUUUGAAAAUUUA